This is a messenger RNA of Exaiptasia diaphana, 1978 nucleotides long. RefSeq lists its product as uncharacterized. The record is from RefSeq and is a predicted model, not a curated record. Gene Ontology annotation, cellular component: centrosome; spindle pole. The transcript has a single exon. NCBI's taxonomy places the organism in Eukaryota, Metazoa, Cnidaria, Anthozoa, Actiniaria, Aiptasiidae. Bases 75 to 1916 code for a protein of 613 amino acids.
AAUGGCGGUUGAUUUGAUAAACAUUACAACGGUUUAGUAAAAAUAUCUCACGAUUUAUAGAUCCAAAUAACAGAAUGGCAACAGGAGACGUGAAGAAYAAUCUACGAAAGCUAAUGAAGGAGUUAAAACAGCUGAAUUACCCGAUUGGAGAAWUAAACUUGAAAGGUCUAAGYUUGGGAACUCCAGCUUCGUUCUUGCCUAUUUUACACYAUGUCUUCCUUGACUUCUCCGUCAAUUUAACAGAAUUCUUUGCCAAGGAMUACGAGYUAUAUGGAAAGACUGAUCUUAGAUUCAUGGAAACAGUUUACAAAAUAUUGCGAGACGUUUUUCAGUACAAACCUCCACUUACWAGGGAACAAUUCCUCACGAUAGGUUUCGCUGAACGUAAAAUUAUCCAGGUCUGCGASAUCYUGCAGAAAUGCAGAGAGAAAUACAAGCAWCUKAACMCAAAAAMCACAAAGUUAGAUAAAAAACAGGCGAGUAAAGUAAAAUCUAUGUUUCCUGGAGUUGAAAAGCAARAUAAUGUUGCUAAGCAAAAAGUCUUGCAAGAAAUCCAAAGUUGYCCWGCGUCAUCUARUWAUGGUGGUCGUACCAUAGCUCKKCARCAAAAAASUGAAUCUAAWGARCCUCCUGAAAAGAACAAUUCUAAAMAUWCAGGAAAAUCGAUUCUCAAGGUUAGAAAAGAUGAAGAAAAAGAAAACAAAAAUGRUUUUGAUUGGUUGAGUGAUGCUAGACAUGAAAACAUGAAUGAAAGAAGAGAUSAAACACUGCAACCAUYAAAUCGGCUSAAAASUGGGAUUAAAAAUGUGAGAUGGGAGGAAGAGCGAAAUGGCAGUGUAACCAUGUCCAAGUCUGGCUUUGGAUCUKUGAAUGCAGGCGUGACUKAMGAUGUAAGUCGUCAGCCAUUAUCURCAACAAUUACAUUACCCCUCCCCCCUAGGAUAAUCCCUGCACCAGUAUCUAUAACAASUGCCCCAGAGCCAAGUCCUGAUCUCAUGUUAACACCAAUGACUAAAUCUGGUCAUCAAGCAAUUCCACUGUCUCAUUCCAAGGACAAACCAKCCAUGAGUACUGUCUCCUCCCCUGGUGGGGGUAAUGAGAUUACAGAUGUAUCAUURAUUGACUUAACAGAAAGUACUUCAGUAGCACAACCCAAAAUAGUCAGACAUACAGUAACAGAGCAACCUCCUUUAAUACCUAGUCAUAUGCCAUCUACAAUAAAAGAGAAUGAGAUAAAAUCACUUCAUGCUCUUGUUGAUGAAAUGCAAGAGAAACUAGAUAUUGUUCUUUCCCAGAACAAUGAAAUGUCUGCUCGUAUUGUKCUMUUAGAAAACAAAGUAAAACUGUUGGAGGAAUCAAGAUGUGCUAAUGGAAAUUCAGGUGGGAAAAUGGACAAAAUUGAAACUUUAUCAAGGUUUUCUCAGAGUGGAGAGCAGCAAUUGAUCAUGGAUGAUUCCUGUCCUCARAGRAGGGUACAAWGUGCRAACCAAAACAGCCUUGCCAAGAGAGUGAAAAGAYAUGAUCCUCAGCCAUCUACAUCAUCAAGAAGACUCUUACUUGAUGAAUUCAAUGAAAGCCAACCCACAUAUAUAGGUGAAUCUAGCCAGGUCUAUAGUCAGACUGAAGAAACACCAAACAACAAAGAGAAAAGUCCAACUCUCAUUGAAAUCUCUGAUGAUGACAUUGAAGGUAUCCACACUAAUGAAAGUAAAACAUCGCCUAGAAAUUCACCUUUACAACAGCUUAGUGGCCAAGGAUUGGAGGUCAUUAGUCCAUUACAGACAACAUCAGAUAUUCACUUGAAAUUCUCUGACCCAACAACAACAGCCACAAUUCURAAUGUUGAAAGAAGAUUAAAAGAAACUAGAGCCAUGCUUGCAAAUGCAACUAGAUUCCCACAACCUAAUGCUUUCUAAACAACAUACAUAGCUGAAAACAAGCYAAGGGAUUUCAAAACUACAAUACUAUCAGCCUCAAU